Astyanax mexicanus (Mexican tetra) is the source of this 2523-nucleotide messenger RNA. RefSeq lists its product as uncharacterized. NCBI's taxonomy places the organism in Eukaryota, Metazoa, Chordata, Actinopteri, Characiformes, Acestrorhamphidae. The transcript is spliced from 6 exons. Bases 45 to 938 code for a protein of 297 amino acids. The record is from RefSeq and is a predicted model, not a curated record.
AGGCUAUACCAUCAGACUCAAACAGCAGCAGAAAUCCAGCCAUCAUGAAGAAACUCAGGGAGAGUCAAGUUAUUUCAGCUGAACUCACUUUCGGCCUGGUGCUCAUCACUGCGUAUCAGAUUAUUCAGCAGAACAUACUCUCUCCAGAGAGUCAAAUCCCUAGCGAUGCUCCAUCCGGAUUUACCUGCUCACUGGUUUGUGUGUGGUUUGCAAGUAAUGUGAAAUUUCUGCUGUUUAAAAGUGAUAGUAGUCAGCAUUCUCUUUUUGCCCAUUCCAUCUCGCGGCUUGUGGCUUUUCUGGCACUGCUGGGCGCCCGCUGUAAAUGGUGUAAAAUCAGAGGAGAACAAGAGCAAACGACUGUCUUGAGCGCACUGCUGUUGUGCUUCUUUGUAGUGAGCAGUCUGAUUGUUAUGGCCUUAGGUCACAGUCAUUCCAAAGGAUCUCUGGGAAAAUUGGCUAUUUUCCUGGAACCACAGAGGUUUUUCCUGCAAAUGGACUCCUUUAGCUAUUUAAUUUCCGGGCUCUUGUGGCUGAUGUGUCCGGGGUGGCUGCUGGGCACAGAGAUCAGAUCUGAGGAGAAUCUUCAGCUGUAUCUCAGCCGCGCCUUCGGAGCCAUGAUGGUUGGUGACAGCUUAGCGUCGUUCACUACCCAGAGCCAGCUGGACACGGCCGAGGCAUCUGUCUACAGCAGCCGCACCGCGGGAACAGUGCUGUUGCUGCUGAUGCUGGUGCUCCAUAACCAGCUGACAGCUUCGUCCUGGGCUGGUGUCCCGGUCUCGCUCGUCCUGCUCGCGGCUGCUUUCUGGACUGUAAACUCUAUUCUGGGCUGUCUCUCUUCCAGAGAUAUCCACGCUGGAGCUUCUGCAGAGAAGAUCUACGAACAGGCUCUGCAGGGAACGAGGAAAUCACGGUUAUUACAGCGCGGUGUGACACUCUGAGGACCACGGAGAUGAUACGGUUAUUUUAACCCUUUAACCCUCCAGACAGGAGCUGCUGCUGGAACACCGCAGCCAUGCUUGACUUUACGUUCAGCAUAAAGAGCAUAAAGAGCACUGCUGCUGGUUUAAUUUAUGUAUUUAUUUAUUUUUAAUUGAGGAAAUUGUGAAACUUCACACUAGACCUCGAGCAGUUUGGACUGUGUGUCUCUCCACUCUUCCUCCAGACUCUGCUCCCUUGAUUUCCUUUAAAUGAAAUGUUAAAUUUACUGAUGAUCAGUGAUGGUUUGGAGAGACAUGUCUGUCAUCUGCUGGUGUUGAUCCACUGUGUUUUAUUAUCAAGUCUAAAGUCAGUGCAGUUUUGUUUUCCCACAAAAUCUUACAGCUUCCCUCUCCUACUGAUAACUUUUAUGGAGAUGCAGAUUUCAUUUUCCAGCAGGACUUGGCACACUGCCCACACUGCCAAAAGUACCAAACUGAUUUUUGGGUUUUCAUUGGCUGUUAAUAAUCAUCAACAAAAUGUAAUAGACACUUAAAGUUGAGUACUCUGUGUGUAAUACAUCUACAGGGGUUGGACAAUGAAACUGAAACACCUGUCAUCAUUUUAGUGUGGGAUUUUAGGUUUCAUGGCUAAAUUGGAGCAGCCUGGUGGCCAAUCUUCAUUAAUUGCACAUUGCACCAGUAAGAGCUGUAAGAGUGUGAAGGUUCAAUUAUCAGGGUAAGAGCACAGUUCUGCUCUAAAUACUGCAAUGCACACAACAUUAUGGGAGACAUACCAGAGUUCAAAAGAGGACAAAUUGUUGGUGCACGUCUUGCUGGAGCAUCUGUGACCAAGACAGCAAGUCUUUGUGAUGCAUCAAGAGCCACGGUAUCCAGGGUAAUGUCAGCAUACCACCAAGAAGAACCAACCACAUCCAACAGGAUUAACUGUGGACUCUGUAAGAGGAAGCUGUCUGAAAGGGAUGUUCGGGUGCUAACCCGGAUUGUAUCCAAAAAACAUAAAACCACGGCUGAUCAAAUCACGCAGAAUUCAAUGUGCACCUCAACUCUCCUGUUUCCACCAGAACUGUCCGUCACUACAAUCAAUUAUUGUGCUCUAAAAGCAGCUGUUUUAGUUUCAUUGUCCAACCCCUGUGUGUUAUAUAUAAGUUUUACAUUUUGAACAGAAUUACUGAAAUAACGUAACUUUUUAAGGAUUUAUGAGUAUGAUAUGGUAUUGUAUAUUGCUGAAGGCAGUAGUCGUACUCAUGGGUAAGCCUGAAAAUGUUGGAUUUUAUAAACUGAAUAUGAGAUGCUCUUUGGCCCUUUGGUGGAUGGUAAGCAGAUCUCUUUAAGAUUCAGUAUCCAUUGCAUUACUGAAUAUGAGUCAUCAUUUGCCCUCUGACAGAGUCUCCCAUGAAACCAUCUCAUCCACACCACUGACUCAGGAGCUUCUAGGCAGCUUUUGCCUUUUUACACACAGUGCUUCUUACCUUAGUUCUUUACUUGCAGAAGUUCUACUUUAGAGUUUGGAGUGUUCAUCCCCCUCCCCCCCUCGCCUGAUUUUCCCACCACUAUCAAGUACCAACAAGUAUUAUAUGCUCUGUAA